GCGCGCCCAGCCGGAGGAGGAGCCGCAGCCGGAGCCGCAGCCGCCGCUAGAGGCGCGUCGGGAGAAGUCGGCGGAAAGUUGGCGGCGGCAGUGGCAGCGGCGUCCUCCGCUUUGUCCCGGGCCGAGCCCGCCGCCGCUCCUGGACCCCGCGCCGCCCGCCUGAGCCGGGGAGAGAGAGAGGCCGGGCUCCCGAAGGGCGAGGGAGGUCCCGGCGCUGCCGGAGAGAGCAGGCAGGCGGGCGAGGCGGACGGGCGGGCGGGCGGAGGGGCUCCUGGGCUGCCCUCGGCCGGCCUCCUCCUCCUCCUCCUCCCGGCGCCGGCCAUGUCGUCCAUCCUGCCCUUCACGCCGCCCAUCGUGAAGCGGCUGCUGGGCUGGAAGAAGGGUGAGCAGAACGGGCAGGAGGAGAAGUGGUGCGAGAAGGCGGUCAAGAGCCUGGUCAAGAAGCUGAAGAAGACCGGGCAGCUGGACGAGCUGGAGAAGGCCAUCACCACCCAGAGUGCCGCCACCAAGUGCAUCACCAUCCCCAGGUCUCUGGAUGGUCGGCUGCAGGUGUCCCACCGGAAAGGCCUCCCACACGUCAUCUAUUGCCGGCUGUGGCGGUGGCCAGACCUUCAUAGCCACCAUGAACUGCGCGCCAUGGAAAUGUGCGAAUACGCAUUCAACAUGAAGAAGGACGAAGUCUGUGUGAAUCCAUAUCACUACCAAAGAGUGGAAACACCAGUAUUACCUCCGGUUUUGGUCCCACGACAUGCAGAAAUUCCAGCCGAAUUCCCUCCGCUCGACGAUUACAGCCAUUCCAUUCCCGAGAACACGAAUUUCCCAGCUGGCAUCGAACCUCAGAGCAACUACAUUCCAGAGACACCGCCUCCCGGGUAUCUGAGUGAGGAUGGAGACACCAGCGACCAUCAAAUGAACCACAGUUUAGAUGCAGGUUCUCCAAAUUUAUCUCCGAAUCCGAUGUCUCCUGCACACAGUAAUCUGGAUCUCCAGCCGGUCACCUACUGUGAACCUGCCUUCUGGUGCUCCAUUUCCUAUUAUGAGCUCAACCAGCGAGUGGGAGAGACAUUCCAUGCUUCUCAGCCCUCAAUGACCGUGGAUGGUUUCACGGACCCAUCAAAUUCAGAGCGCUUCUGCCUUGGCCUGCUUUCCAAUGUCAACCGCAAUGCAGCAGUGGAGCUCACCAGGCGGCACAUUGGGAGAGGAGUGAGGUUGUAUUACAUUGGAGGGGAAGUUUUUGCCGAGUGCCUUAGUGACAGUGCUAUAUUUGUCCAGUCCCCCAACUGCAACCAGCGUUAUGGCUGGCACCCAGCCACUGUGUGCAAAAUACCACCAGGGUGUAACUUGAAGAUAUUUAACAACCAAGAAUUCGCAGCCCUCCUGGCUCAGUCCGUCAACCAGGGCUUCGAGGCCGUCUACCAACUGACCCGCAUGUGUACCAUCCGGAUGAGCUUCGUCAAGGGCUGGGGAGCCGAGUACAGGCGGCAGACGGUCACAAGCACUCCCUGCUGGAUCGAGCUCCACCUGAACGGCCCCUUGCAGUGGCUGGAUAAGGUCUUGACGCAGAUGGGCUCCCCGAGCAUCCGUUGCUCCAGCGUCUCUUAAAGGAGGAGGAAGGUGGAACCAGGUCAAAUCUCGAGUAGGGACAAAAUAGCUCAGCCUUGGUAAUGUACAAAAAACAGAACGGAAAUGAGCAUUUAGGGUAGCAGCUGUGUCCUCCCAAGGCCGGGCCCUUUCUUCUGUCCAGUGAAAGAUUUUGAUAUCCUUGAUAGGAGCAAAGACUUCUUCAUAACGUUCAUGCGUUCACAGGAUCCACCCAAAGCUUUGAGAUGCCCAGGCCGGUCCUUCUGUGCGCCACUGGAGGAGAGCCUCGGCUACAUUGGCAGCUUGGAUUUCUAAUUUAGGAGAGGCUGGUCGGCUUUGCGAGACAGGCAACAGUUGGCAGAGACCCUUGGCAACAGUUCUUGGGAGGCUAGAGAGCAAGGAAAUGGUUCUGUUUCCUCCUUGCCCUUCCUCCUUCCUACCUCUUCGUGCGAGAAUUUCCACAUUGUACCGGGCCCACGGGGAGAAGAACGGAGGCAUCUUCUAAUAUUUCUUUUUGAGCAUCCACCUGGGCGACUGUGUGUUUUUCUCUGUCAACCGUUUGGAGGAGGGAAUUUUCUUCCUCAUCUGCAGCAGCCCUGGCUGAUGAGGUGCCAUUUGUUGGACUCGUGCCCCAAGGAAGGAGCUGCCGCCUUGUGCAUGAAACGGUUGCUUGAACUGACCCUGGGAUGGUCUAAGACCUCCUGUGUUAAAGGCAAGCAUCCCCAGCUCAUCCCUCGUCCUAUAGUCCAUGUUUUAAGGUUGCUUCUCCUUUGGACUCGCUUAGAACUUGCCACUUCUUCUGCGCUGUCCCGCUGGGCUCAUGAUCCUGUCUUCUCAAGAACCUCUGAAGGAGAAACUUUCGGAAAAGCCCAUUUGCCUGUCCUGCAUCCAAAGCUGCCUCUCAAAGCAUCAGCUGGAAGGGAAGAAGACCAUCAGCUAGAAGCUUUCUGGAGCAAAUUCAGCAGGAGAAACCUACACGCCUUCCUCAUCAAUACGAUCUCCUUGGUCAUUUGACUCAUCUGCCGAAACGGAUCUUUCCCACCCAUCAAAUCGGAACAGCCUGAUCCCAGCACGGCUCCCAGAUGAUUUAAUGGACAGUUAUUACUGUUUUGAUUCUUGUAACUAAGCAAACAUCUGUCAGCAGAUUUGGAGUCCUGCUUACUGUUCUUCAAAGCAGUUGUGUGUGGGUGUGGGUGUAUGUGUGCAAGGGUUCUACAGUGGCCAGUAAUUCUGGUUAGUACGCUUCAUGAUUGAGGGCAAAAUCCGUGUGUGGUGUCUUUGUGAUCAGAAGUAAGUGUUAUUCAUGCCAGUCAACACAUCUGGAAUUGUUCAGAAAUUUGGAUCUGUUUCUAGAUUCUCAAGACUUGGUAACAAACUUGUUCACUGGUCCCCAGAAGUUAGGAAUCCAUUAUUUUCUCUCAGAAUUGAGCAGAUUUUAAUUAAAAUCUAAAAACCUAAAACAAUAUCGAAGAACACAAUUUGAGAUACUUCAUGGUAAAGUAACUCAAAGCAUUUAACUGUUUUGAACAGGUUGUAUGUCUGUUCAGCGUGGGCGACUGGCAAAUAUUUGGGAAUGCGGAUAAGAAAUGCCAUUUAAAUUUCAGAUUCAUCUUUUGACAGGUUGUUUGAAGUUCAUUAUUAACCUUGUCGUCAUUCAGAAACAGAAAUGGCUGCCCCAUGGCGUAAAGCAGUGGUUCCCAAACUUGGCAACUUUAAGACUUGUGGACUUCAACUCCCAGAAUUCAGAGCUGGCUGGAGAAUUCUGGGAGUUGAAGUCCACAAGUCUUAAAGUUGCCAAGUUUGGGAACCACUGGCGUAAAGUGAGUGGAGCUUUCUCAGAAAAAGAGGAGCCUAAAAUGUCUUGUUCUCAAUCUGAGUAAUCUGUGAGCAGCAUUUGAAACGCAGUUGGGUUUUUCGUGGGGCUAAAUUCACCUUUCAAUAUCAGAGCAAUGCCAGAGUCGUCUUAAAAAUUGCAUUUAUAGAACCUUACUCUAUAACGAUUCAGAGUAACCUUAAACCCCUAACCAUACAAAAGUAUGUCGUAUAGAAUAUUUGAAUUUCAGAAAUGCUUUUAAAUAAUCCAAGGAGAGAAAACUUGCAGUGUGUGUGUGGUAUGCAUGCUUUUUGGAAAAAAAAAAAGUUAAUAGCAAUGGUGGCUGGUAGGAACAAUCAACCCAAAGACAUUUUUGAAGGCUUUUUUCAAAAAAAUGUGGCCCGUGUAGAUUUUUUUAGGCCUCCAGGAUGAAAUAUUUUUGCUCGGGUUCUGUACAGCUUUAGCCAUCGGUAUGUUCUAGUUCAGGAGUCUCCAACCUUGGUCACUUCAACUCCCAGAAUUCCCCAGCCAGCUGCACAUGAACAGUGACUGACUGGGGAAUUCUGGGAGUUGAAGUCCGUCAGGCUUAAAGUUGCCAAAAUUGGAGAGCCCUAUUCUAGCUGACUAGGGCUAGGGGAGGGGGGACUGUUGCUGUUUCACUGACCUUUAUUUCUUCCAGAUAUGCUGGGUUUGUGCUUAUAUUGUCUCUGGGAGUUCUGAGCAUCCUAGCCUGUUGGAUAAUUUUAGGGUAACUGUCCUUUAUGAUGAAAACUUAAUUUCUGGGUGCAGGGGAUUCACUUUCUUUUAGGGUUCUCUCCUUGAAACACUACAUUUCUUACAUUGAAGGAUCUAGUCACCCAAACCCAGUCAAUAAUUGGAUGGUGUAGCUCUUCCAGAUCAAUGAAACAGACGUAUUCUGCUUUUGAUUACUUAUUCACUGCUGGAAGGACAGAUUUCGGAAAGCCUACGCGAGUCUGCACAUGAACAGUAGAGAAAGUUUUAAGAGAUAGUUUUAAAUACAUAGAUAUAUAUUUUCUUACUCAGCAUAUUAGCCACUUUGCACAAGUCAGAGUUUAUUUCUCAAGAGUUCCUUUUUGUAUUCAGUUCUGUGAGAUAAGUCUGCAGGGUAAAUCAUUUCCCUGCCCAUAAAUCUUUCUUUCCAUUGUUGACAAAACUGAGGUAUGAUCACCAUUUUCACAGUUUCACAAACAGGAGAGGUUUCUUUAAAAAAUGUCCCUCUCUUGGUUUCACUACGUUCAGGGAAGAGGCAAGACGUUUUCCAUAGAUUGCAACCCUUGCUUCGUGUAGUCUGGGAUACCAAACCACCAAAAUGCCCAUGAAAUAGAGUUCAGCAAAAUUCUCAGAGGCAAUUUAAAUAACAUUUUUAUAAAUUUUCAACUGAACUCUUUGCUCUACAGAUAAAAGUGAUAAGAUCUUGUCGAAGAUCCUAUGUGAGCUAGAUAAAUUUUGUAAUUAAAAAUCCCAGCCUAAGGUUGUGUUUGUUGAUUAUGCUAAAUCAUAGUGUACAUUAUUUGGUUGUUGCUAGGAUGAUGCUUCCCAAACUUGGGUAAAUUACCCCAAAUUGGGUAAAAACAUUUUUUCUUUGGCUAACAACACAGGAACCUCAUGGGGACAUUUAAAUGAGGAUUUUCUGAUAAGAAGGUAUAAAUAGAAAAAAAUCAUCUCAAAUAGUUGUUUGGUAUUAAAUUGAUAUUUCAAAUUAGAUGUUGAAAUGUCCAGAAACUGCCAUAAAAUAAAAUAUACUUAAGUGCAUUUAAUUUUCCCCAUCCAUUGACCUGCUAAAAAUAUUCCUUGUGCCUUGUUAAAGGCUGCCUAGUAGAAAUUUGGAAAUGGUGCAGAGGGGCACCCAGUUCUAGCUCCCUGGGCUCAUUAGAUGGAGAAACAGGUGCCAAGUCAGGUAAGCUAUUGCUCAGGUGUGGGUCUGACCCCCUUUCAGGUCUUGAGUGGAACCUGCUAGUAUCAGGCUGCAUUUGUAACACCAAGCCAUUUCAUGGUUUGCCUUGACUUAAGUGGAUGCAUUCUGCAAACCUAGCCAAUCAUAGUUUAGUCAACAAAAUGUGAUUUAAGCAAGGCAUAGCAGAGAGAUAGGUGAACCCAAUCUUGUUCUCCAGAUAAAAAGGCCAGCUGACCCACUUCUUGCUACCUGAAAUGGAAGUUUGCGAAACAAGCCAUACAACAUGAAACUCACACAAGUGCCAAAAUCUUGAAAAGUCCUCACUGGGAUAUCUGGAGCUGCACCUCCAGGAAAGACUUGGUGACUUCACAAAUCUGAGUCCUGAGCGGUGCAGGCAUAUUUUUAAAAGGAAUCUGGAAGCAUUAUCUACUGGAGAGAAACGUUUUGGUUUACUGACCGGAUGUCCGUAUGAAGAGCACAAGAAACGCCUCGGGCAACAUUGUGCAAAGUAGAGGAUUGUUAAGAUAACGCUAAGUCUCCCUGUCCCCUCCCCUUUCAGGUUUACAUUGAUUGAAACUCCACAAAAUCUGGGGGACCCUGGAGCCCAUACAUUGCUCCGGAGAAAAUGCUUUGGGCUUUUGUUGACGGUUGAAAGUAACUUCCUUUGACUUUGAAAAGCCCCCCUCGGUUGGUCUGCUCCUAAAUACGAUUCUUUGCUGUUGUCCCUUGGAGGGAUCACCAAUGCUUGGCCCUUGGUGGUGAUGUGCCGUCCUGUGUGCUACAUUGAAGGCAUUGGAUGACAACUACUCCACUUCCUCUUUGCAACAGGUGAAAUUAACUCUCUUGGGAUUGGGAGGCGCUGAUCUUCUAGCAGUGCCUUUGUGUGGCUUUGUAUAACUUGUCUUGGGGCUGGGCCCCUGUUCAGGCUGAGGCUCUUCCCCCACAAGGUCAGGUGAUGCAGUGAGCACAUGCAUGUGUGUGCCAAACCACGCGGCUUCUGAACUUUUAAUUCGCGCAGGACCUUAAAUGGAGCAUCGGCCCAUGACUGGAAUCUCCUGGUUGUGGCAUCCUUGGUUUUUCCUCUGUGGACUGUUGAUGAGCUGAACUGAACUUGUUCACGUUACGUAGCUGCUGGCCGGCAUGUCCAGAUGGCCAGGAUGAACUUGGAUUUUACUGACUUUGAUAAAAACACUUUUUUCCCCCUUGUAUGAUAAUGAGCCAAACCACAGUGUGCAUUCUUUUUAUAUUGAGCUUUCCACAAGGCCCUUGGGAGCAGCAUCCUCACCUCCCAAAAGGAUUGAAAAGGGGCUGGUUGGCGAUUUUAGGAACAAAGAGACUGCUGGAAGCUCUCCAGCAAAGGGUAAAAAUUCAAGGAGGACCCUGUUCAAAGCUGCCUUGAGAUCAAUUCCUGGAUGACCUCUUUUGCCAGGGCUGGUUGGGACCUGACUGGACAGGAGGCUGGCUGUGUUCCGGAUGGGCAGGGGUGACAGGGCUUCUAAAUCCUCAAGAGGCUGGCAGAACCAGAGUUUAAUUUUUUCUAGGUAGGGUAAGAAAUGAUUAGCCUCUCCAGUAGAAAGGUGUGGUUAAAACGUUUUAACAUGGUUUUAGGUAUAUAUUUAUUGAUGCAACACAUGUAGUAGCCAGAUUCACUCAAGAUACUUCUCAAGUUCAAGAGAGUUAGGGGAAGAUUAGACAGAGGUAUAUUGUCCCAUGUAGAUUCGGGCAGUAAAAUAAAGAGACAAAAGUCGAUCUAAGUAGCAAAGUACUGAUCUUGGUCGCAAAGCACUUAAUUCCUAUUGGAUGGGGCUUGUGCCCGUUCACCUGCUUCACUGUUGCCUUGGAUGACUGACAGUUGUGUGACUGUCCAAGCUGAGUGGACAAUGCAGGUGGGAUGUUUCAAAGGUGUUUUUUUAAAGGCAACUGGAUUCCCCCCCCCUCCCGAAGAAGAAGAUAUUUCAAGAACUUUCAUCAGUUCUGGCAGGAUGGUUUGGACGAUGGAAGGAGGGAAAGAACAUUCCAGUUGCCUUUUGAAAAUAAUAAUAAUAAUAAUUGAGACUAUUAUGACCUGGAUGACUGAGACAUGCCGGUGUGGUGCCAACCUUAGAGAGAUGACCAUGGCAGCUGUAGGAGCAGUUUUCCUUGCCAAAGUCCUCCCCACACCCCAGCCCCACCAGACUGACAGUGGCCAGGAUUCUUGGUUAACUGGAUUGAGGCUGUGGGCCACGGAGGCCGGGCAGUGGGAAAAGGCAAUUCCCCAGCACAGGAGAACAGUCAUGGAAAGCUGCCUCCUUAUCUAGCCUUGGCAUGCAGGAAGAGUCCUUGUGCCUCAAAUGGGUAGAGGUUGAGACGGGUUUCCAUUAGUGGAACCGACACUAAGCAAGUGGCCCCUUCCUCUUUCUGCCCUCCUCCCAUUAGUAGCCCUUGAUACAAGAUGGUGGUUGGCACCAUCCAAAGUACCCAGAGGUCUCCUGCCCACCUUAGAUACAAGUAGAGUUCAGCUCUUGGUUUCUUGAGAAAUUGUGGCCUUCUCUCUUAGCUCUUACGAUAUGUUCUUCACCCGAAUUUUUGUACUUUUUUGCUGUAUAUUGCUUCUUGGACUUUGGCCUUUAGCUUCUAUUAAAAGCUUUGUAACAUC
Molecule: messenger RNA, 7944 nt
Organism: Thamnophis elegans (Western terrestrial garter snake)
Lineage: Eukaryota; Metazoa; Chordata; Lepidosauria; Squamata; Natricidae
Gene: SMAD3
Product: SMAD family member 3
Exons: 9
Coding region: 322-1602 (426 amino acids)
Biological process (GO): BMP signaling pathway; transforming growth factor beta receptor signaling pathway; anatomical structure morphogenesis
Cellular component (GO): heteromeric SMAD protein complex
Molecular function (GO): DNA-binding transcription factor activity, RNA polymerase II-specific; I-SMAD binding; RNA polymerase II cis-regulatory region sequence-specific DNA binding
Source: RefSeq, a predicted model, not a curated record